This is a messenger RNA of Cottoperca gobio, 1594 nucleotides long. It is a transcript of the gene eevs, whose product is annotated as 2-epi-5-epi-valiolone synthase. The record is from RefSeq and is a predicted model, not a curated record. Lineage: Eukaryota; Metazoa; Chordata; Actinopteri; Perciformes; Bovichtidae. The transcript has 5 exons. The coding region runs from base 1 to 1341 and encodes 446 amino acids. Gene Ontology annotation, biological process: antibiotic biosynthetic process. Gene Ontology annotation, molecular function: 3-dehydroquinate synthase activity.
AUGGGAAAGGUUAAGGAAGAUAGCAAUGAAAACAAAACUGAGCUUAGUUUAGUAAGGGUCAAAGGUACCUGGAAGUGCAAACUAGGAAAAUCUGACAGUGUUUCUGCUGCAAAAAUCUAUGAGAGCAUCACAGAAAAGGGCACCAGUUGGACCGUGGUCAGCCCCAUCGUCUUUACUUACAAAGUUACUGAGACCCAGGACUUGCUGGACCCGAGCAACAACACUCUCCUGCUGGGCCACAUCACCGACCCACAGCAGCUUGAGGACAAUAAAAAAUCAAACAAGCAAAUUAAACGAUUUUUGGUCGUUGAUCAAGAUGUCUACAAAAUCUACGGUCCCAAGCUAACUAAAUAUUUAGAGGCCAACAAUGUCCUGUACAAAAUCUUAGCUCUACCCACCACUGAGGAGAACAAAUCCAUGAAAAUGGUCUUGAAGAUCCUAGAGGAGGUCGAUAACUUCUCCCUUGACCGCCGCACAGAGCCCAUCAUUGCCAUUGGUGGAGGGGUGUGCCUGGACAUAGUGGGACUGGCUGCCUCACUCUACAGAAGACGCACCCCUUACAUCAGGGUUCCAACCACACUGCUUUCCUACAUCGAUGCCAGCAUAGGAGCAAAGACUGGGGUUAACUUUGCAAAUUGCAAGAACAAGCUGGGUGCCUACAUUCCACCCGCCGCUAGCUUCCUUGACCUGUCCUUCAUACAAACUGUUCCACGGAGACACAUUUCCAACGGGCUAGCAGAGAUGUUGAAGAUGGCCUUGAUGAAACACAGAGGCCUCUUUGAGCUACUAGAGACACACGGCCGUAUGCUGUUGGACACUAAGUUCCAGGUGGACAACGGUGUAUACGGACGCAACUGCUUACAGGCUGCAUCACAAUCAACUCGUAUAGCCAUUGUAACCAUGCUGGAGGAGCUUGUCCCAAACCUUUGGGAGGAUGACCUAAACAGACUUGUGGACUUUGGCCACCUUAUCAGCCCAGCAUUAGAGAUGAAAGUUCUCCCAUCUCUGCUGCAUGGUGAGGCAGUAAACAUUGAUAUGUCGUACAUGGUUUAUGUGUCCAAAGAGAGUGGUCUAUUGACAGAGGGCGAAAAGCAAAGGAUCAUCAGCUGCAUGGUGGGCCUUGAGCUGCCUGUCUGGCAUGAGGCAUGUACCAUGGAGCUCAUACAGAAGUCUCUGAACGAUAGGCUGAAGCAUUCGGGAGGCCUCGUCAGAAUGCCACUCCCUAUUGGUCUUGGGGAAGCAGACAUUUGUAAUGACACAUCUUGUGAGAUCCUGGACCGAGCCUACGCAAAAUGGUGUGAUGAGCUGAGCGUCUCCUCUGACAGCAACUCUGACUCUUAAACUGCCCAUACCACAACUGCAUCGUUCAGUCUGUUUUUAAGAGAAAAUGUGUACAUUUUGUAGUGAGGUGUAUGUAUUUCUGAUUUUGUACUCUAGUCCUUGUUCAAUUUUUUGGGAAAAGGAAACUGCAGUUGAUAGCAUUCACCUCCAGUAUUUUUACAUUAUAAGGGCCAAAUGUGGUGUAACAGUGUUAGCACUGCUAUAGGCUAAUUCAGUAGACUUCUGUCCAGCAUGUGUUCUUACUAUCCUUUCU